UACAAAAAAACGAGCCCUGUCAAUAGAUGCGCUCUUUGAUAGUCAAAAUUUAUAGCAGCUGAGGAAAAGUGAGGAAGUGAAAUAGUAAAAUUUUGAAAUAUGUGAACAGCAAUAGGAAGCGUUGCGCAAUUGCAUUAAAAGUGAACAAAAAGAUACACCAAAAACGUGAAACAAAAUUAAUUCGAACAAAAACUUAGUGACUAGUUUCUUUUUUUUUUAAUUAUACAUCAGUAAUUAACACUUUAGUUUAUAUAAAACGCGCAGCCAUCUGUAAAAAACGAAACUAUAAGUCUCUAAGCGCAUACAUACAUAUAUAAAAAUAUCAUUCUUCGUCCAUAAGCGCGCCGUGCUCAAAAUAAUUUAGCAUAUCCAAAUGUCAUAUUCCAUAUCAUCGUGUAAAAAUGUCUAACCUCUACCAUUUCCUCACCAUAUCGUUGCUACUCUAUUUCACCUCCUCGAGCUCGGCAGUUAAUUGUCCAAAAAACUGCAAAUGUUCGUGGGUUCUCGACAGUCUGGGUGUCGACUGUUCACACAAAGGUCUAACGGAGUAUCCUGAAUUUUCGGAUCUGCCCAUCGAUCAUCUGGAUUUAUCUGGCAACCAUUUUGAUCAUUUUCCCACGCAGUUGGCCGCCAUAGGAUCACUCAUCUACUUAGAUCUCUCCAACAAUCAAAUAGAUCAUUUAGACGCGGACGCGCUAGUGGGUUUUACAGCUCUACGUGUUUUACUGCUCGCCAACAACAGCUUCAACAGUUGGGUGGCUCUAAAUCCAAGCAAUGUUUUUCAGAAUGCCAUUAGCUUGAAGCAACUUAGUCUGAGCGGAAAUAAACUGGAAACAUUUACGGGUCACAAGUCCGAAGAAGCGCUGAUUAGUGAAUCGUUGACAAGCCUGGCACUUGAAAAGUGUGGCAUUACAACAGUUGGCGGUGAUCAUCUUAUAAACGGACUGCCUGCACUCGAUAGACUUUCGCUGUCGGGGAACGUGAUUACGACGCUGAACAACAUACCUUCGAGCACCUUGCGCGUGCUGGAACUCAGCAACUGCAGUUUGCUGCGCAUUCCCGCAACACUAACCGAAGGUUUGCCAAACUUGGAGACUUUAAAUGUUUCGUGGAACUUUGCGUUGGAACUCAAAGAUGCGAUAAUAUCGGAUACACUUUUGGAGUUGGACGCUUCUUUUUGCAAUUUGGAUACUGUAAACUUGAGUGGGUUCCCAAGUUUAACGCGUGCGCGCUUGCGUGGCAAUAUGUUACGCAAACUGGAUCAAUCCACCUUCGCCGUUAAUACUCUUUUGGAGACAGUAGAUUUGGGGCGCAAUUCGUUGCGUAGUCUACAAGCGGAUGCCUUCGUUAAUUUGAAACAUUUGACCACAAUCGAUUUGUCUUACAAUGAAAUUGCGCGUCUCGAUAUGAAUUUGUUCCGUGCCAACGAUGUGCUCGUCUCGAUCAACCUGAGUCGCAAUGUCAUUGAGAAAUUUACGAAACUUGUAUCCAAUUCGUUGCGUGAAGUCAACUUAAGUGGCUGUGAAAUAAUAAUGAUCGAGGGUAAUGCGUUAACGGGCUUACCGGCAAUCCAACGGCUCGACCUAUCGAAAACACUAAUCAAGGAAUUUCCGUCUAAUAUGCGUUCGGAAACUUUACAGAAAUUAGAUUUGAGUAACUGCAAAUUAUCUGCCCUACGCAACACGACAUUCGCAGGGUUUCCGGAAUUGGCUUGGUUGCAGUUGAAUGGCAAUCGCUUUACAAAUCCAAUACCAGCUGGAUAUUUUCGUUCAAACCAGUACUUAGAUGCCAUCUGGAUUAGCGAUAACCCAUGGAUUUGCAAUUGCCAAGAUGCAACGUUUAUGGACUUCUAUGAUUAUCUAACCGCACCGCCACAGAAGUUAAAGGACCGCAACAGCGUGCGCUGUGCAUCACCCUCCCACUUCUAUGGCAAGACUUGGGAAGGAGCUUGUGCGAAUGUCUGGGUACCCAGCGGACGCACUUCAAGGGCUGAAAGAGCAUGGACCACGAUUAUGUUGUGCCUCUUGGCGAUCGGUGUGGGCACCCUCAUCUACACUUGCGUCAAAAAGUUUGUGAAGAGUCGCAAGCAACGACGUAAUCGAGAUGAGUAUCGACAAAAUCGCGCUGAAAUGAUGGAAAUUCGCGCACAAAACCAGCGCAUGCUCGAGGAGGCCGGCACACCAAAUGCCCCAAAUCUGUACGAAAAUCACUUGCCCUCCUACGAAGACGCCAUACGCAUGCCAAAACUGGAACGACCCGCGAAAUCAAUGGUAGAUCUGACCGAAUCGGGUCAUGCGCGUCGCACUAAACUACGACGUUCACACACCAACCCUGAGGGCGAUGCCGACGACAACGACGAUUUGAUGCUGGACGAUCGUCAACGCUUCCGUAGCGAGGAAAUGCUAUCCAAUCGCGCAAAAGAGCGUACCGCUCACAUAAUUCCUUUCACGCGUACCGGCUAUGUUGAAUACAGCAAUUCGCGCAGUCGUCGUCUCAGCGUUGAAGAUUCACGCUUCCCAGCUGCGCAUUUGAAGUCACAGAAUUUGCAAAGUGCCGAGAAGAUAGCCAACUUUCAAGGUUAUGAACACAGCCCCUACACAAAGCGGCGUCCCAAAGUGGCCGAAAUACCGCCAUUCAAGCGCGCCACAAUGCGCCCCGAUAGCGUGGAAUUCCUCACCGAUCCCGAAUACGACGACCAAAGCAAACCGGGCAGCCCAUUUGCGCGUCGUAAGCCGAAGACUCCGCUCGCAGUUCGUCCACUGCCGCCCGCUGUUGAGGAUUAUUUCGGCAGUGAACAGAAAGCACGCGUUUCCUCAUCCGACGAUAGUGAUUUCCAAGUAAUAGUAGAGCCAGAGAUCUCCUCCAUUGCCGAAGUGCAUAAUACGUCGUCGUCGGCCGAUGGUGGUGCGUCAGGGAGCUUGGAGCGCGGCAGACGCAAGAAGCGGCUGAAUUCAGUGAGCAGGCGUGCGAGCGGUAAUUUCACAGCUGCAGCGGCUGACGACAGUACUUCGUCGUCGGAGCGGGAUCCGAUUGUGGUGGUGCAUAAGCCAAUGCGCGAAACGCUGUUCUAACUGAAGGCGAGGGAGAGUAGUCAGCAAGUAAAUCAACUGCUAAGGGCACACGCAUACUUACGUGCGUAUGGAUAAGGGCAUGCAAAAGUGUGUGCGCUGCAACGAGUAUUUAACGAUUAAUAUAAAUAUAAAAUAAUGUACUUUAAU
Messenger RNA from Anastrepha obliqua, 3218 nucleotides. RefSeq names its product insulin-like growth factor-binding protein complex acid labile subunit. Gene Ontology annotation, molecular function: protein binding. The transcript has 5 exons. NCBI's taxonomy places the organism in Eukaryota, Metazoa, Arthropoda, Insecta, Diptera, Tephritidae. The record is from RefSeq and is a predicted model, not a curated record. The coding region runs from base 402 to 3071 and encodes 889 amino acids.